Daktulosphaira vitifoliae (grape phylloxera) is the source of this 626-nucleotide messenger RNA. RefSeq names its product 40S ribosomal protein S24 (gene RpS24). Lineage: Eukaryota; Metazoa; Arthropoda; Insecta; Hemiptera; Phylloxeridae. Gene Ontology annotation, cellular component: ribosome. Bases 137 to 544 code for a protein of 135 amino acids. The record is from RefSeq and is a predicted model, not a curated record. Gene Ontology annotation, biological process: translation. Gene Ontology annotation, molecular function: structural constituent of ribosome. The transcript has 5 exons.
UAUUGUCUUGUUCCUAAAUUCAUUCUUAUCAAACGAAAAUACUAUACUGAAGUAUACAACGUCGUUCCUUCAUAUUUUCACGUUCAGAUGUUGUUUGUUUAGUUAUUGGUGAAUUACGAAGUUUCUAACAGCCAAAAUGGUUGCCAAUACGUCUACUGCAACAGUUCGGACCCGUAAAUUUAUGACUAACCGUCUGCUAUGCAGAAAACAAAUGGUUGUUGAUGUUAUGCAUCCUGGUAAACCCUCCCCUAAAAAAACUGAUAUUCGGGAAAAAUUGGCUAAAAUGUUCAAAGUUCUUCCUGAUGUAGUAUUUGUUUUUGGAUUCCAAACGUGCUUUGGUGGUGGAAAAUCAACUGGUUUUGCUCUCAUCUAUGAUACAUUAGACCAUGCUAAGAAAUUUGAACCUAAAUACAGACUACAAAGGCAUGGACUAUAUGAAAAGAAAGUACAAACAAGAAAACAGAGAAAGGAAAGAAAGAACAGAAUGAAGAAGGUCCGAGGUACCAAAAAGACUAAAGUUGGCGCAACAUCUGGCAAAAAGUAAACUAAUUGUUGGAAGUGUUCAAUUGUACUUUGCAGAGCUGUUUAUUUGCUUGUAAAUGUAAAUAAAACACUUCAUUAAUAAA